This is a messenger RNA of Pneumocystis murina B123, 788 nucleotides long. Its product is annotated as dihydrofolate reductase. NCBI's taxonomy places the organism in Eukaryota, Fungi, Ascomycota, Pneumocystomycetes, Pneumocystales, Pneumocystaceae. The transcript has 3 exons. The record is from RefSeq and is a predicted model, not a curated record. Gene Ontology annotation, biological process: tetrahydrofolate biosynthetic process; glycine biosynthetic process; folic acid metabolic process. The coding region runs from base 168 to 788 and encodes 206 amino acids. Gene Ontology annotation, molecular function: NADP binding; dihydrofolate reductase activity. Gene Ontology annotation, cellular component: mitochondrion.
AAAAGCAGGGUCUCUUUUUUUUGGAAAAAUAUUGGUUGAUCUUGUAAAUUUGGUUUGUUUGUAUAAUGGAUAAUUAUUUCUAAAAUGUAAGAUGAUGUGUGGGUUAUAGAAGAAUGAUAUAGGUGGCUUCGAUUUUUUUUUGUCGACGGACAAUCCGUUUGAUUUUGAUGAAUCAGCAAAAGUCUUUAACAUUGAUUGUUGCACUUACAACUUCCUAUGGGAUUGGUCGAUCAAACUCUCUUCCAUGGAAAUUAAAGAAAGAAAUGGUUUAUUUUAAGCGAGUGACAUCUUUCGUGCCAGCUUUUGAUUCAUUUGAAUGGAUGAAUGUAGUAUUAAUGGGUAGAAAGACAUGGGAAAGCCUUCCAUUACAAUUCCGGCCUCUUAAAGGUCGUAUUAAUGUUGUUAUUAGUCGAGAAGAAUCUUUGGAUUUAGGACAAGGAAUACAUUGUGCAAGAUCCUUGGAUGAUGCUUUAGAACUUCUGUCUUGUAUAUAUAGUUCAGAAAAUCCAAUUCAAGUGAAUAGAAUUUUUGUUAUAGGUGGUGCACAGCUCUAUAAAGCGGCUAUGGAACAUCCUAGAUUAAAUAGAAUCAUAGCUACCAUAAUUUAUAAGGAUGUUAAUUGUGAUGUAUUUUUUCCAGUUAAAUUUCGGGAUCAAGAAUUGUCUUCUGUUUGGAAAAAAGAAGAACAUUCACAUUUAGAGUCUUGGAUUGGAAGCAAAGUUCCUCAAGGUAAAGUAAAUGAAGACGGUUUUCUUUAUGAAUUCGAAAUGUGGACAAGAGAUACAUAG